Messenger RNA from Etheostoma spectabile (orangethroat darter), 3084 nucleotides. Its product is annotated as piggyBac transposable element-derived protein 4. The record is from RefSeq and is a predicted model, not a curated record. Lineage: Eukaryota; Metazoa; Chordata; Actinopteri; Perciformes; Percidae. The transcript is spliced from 3 exons. The coding region runs from base 273 to 2186 and encodes 637 amino acids.
GUAUUUAAUGUAGAGAUCUCGUUCACACUCCAGUCCAGUUGGUGGCGGUACUGCGCCUUUAAGUUGGUUUGCCAACCCCCAAUAACCCACGAAGAAGACGAAGACGAAGAAGAAGAAGAAGAAGAAGAAGAAGAAGAAGAAGAAGAAGAAGAUGAAGUAGUAGUAGUUUCGAUUUCAAUGUGGUCUCUCUGCACCCAUGUUGGCUGCAGAGAGCGAGCUUUGAGUCGCGAGUCAUUGAGUUAUUGAGUUAUUGGGUGUUUUUCUGCGCGAGCAUGUUCGGGGUGAAGAACAAGAUAACAGCGGAGCAGGCAGCUGCUUUAUUACUAGAACUACAACAAGAAGACGAGUUGUCCUCUUUGGACAGCGAGGACUCGGGGGACUCGGUGGACUCUGAAGCUGAGGAGGAUUUUCCCAAUGGAUGGGACCCUGAUCCAGAUCUAGAGCCCGUGGAGUCUGACUCAGAUUGGCAGCCAGAGGCAAAGAGGGCCAGGCAGACCCCAAGGUCUCCUGAUGAGGAAGGGGAAGAAGAGGAGGAGGAGGAAGAAGAACUGGAAUUCCAACCCUCUACCUCCACACCGCCUACCAGACGGAGGAGGGGGAGACCACGGGGGAGACCACGGGGGAGAGCAGCAGGAGGAAGAAGGAGCACCCCAGAGCAGAGUCCUGCACCUGGAGAUGCGUGGCAGGGCACUGAUGUGGAGGACGUCCCUCCUAGACAGCCGAUAUUCCGCCCAGCACGCACUCCCGGUAACCAGCUCGCGGGUGGUUCACAAUACUCGGUUUUACAAUUAUUUCAGCUAUUUAUGUCAAAUGAAACACUUCAAGGCCUUUUGAAUAAUUCAAACAAGUUCGGAGAAGCCGACCACCCUGAAACCUUUGAGAAGAUCACGAUGCCCGACAUGAUGUCUUACCUGGCCAUGAUUGUCUACAUGGGAUUAAUCACGACCCCGACCAUCAACGACUACUGGAGAAGGUCGGAGCUGUACACCUUUUCCUUCCCGUCCAGUGUGAUGUCGGGGCGCCGGUUCAGAGCCAUCUCGCGCGCCAUCCACAUCAGUGACCCCGACGCCGCCAACGACCUGAAGAGAGGCACCGCCGGGUACGACCGGCUCGGCAAAAUUAAGCCGAUGUACGAUGAGAUUAAGAAGGCGUGCAUGGCAAACUACCACCCCCGCCAGUGCGUUGCCAUUGACGAGAGGAUGGUGGCCUCCAAAGCCCGCAAUGGCCUCCGCCAGUACAUGAAGAGCAAGCCUGUGAAGUGGGGCUAUAAGCUGUUUGUGCUGGCGGACUCCACCAGCGGGUACACCUGGGACUUCUUCGUGUACAAAGGAAAAGGGUCGCCGAUAGUGAAGGGGCUCGGCUACGACACCGUGAUGCGGCUCGUGAACACGCCGGUGAUGGGUACCGGGUAUAAGUUAUUCGUGGAUAACUUUUACACCAGCCCGGAGCUCUUUCGGGACCUGCUGCAGAAGAAGAUCUGGGCCUGUGGUCCCAUUCGCCGCCACCAAAGUGGGUUCCCCAAAGACCGGCCAGGCCGGCUUGACAGGCGGGCUCCCCGGGGCGCCAUCCGCUGGAUCCGCGAGGGGCCCGUGGUCUUCGUUCAGUGGAGGGACACCAGAGAUGUGCUGAUGUGCUCCACAAUCCACGCAGCACAUGGAGAGGACACGGUCCAGAGACGGAUCAAGGGGGCAGAUGGACGGUGGUCUGUGCAGGAUCUCUCCAUCCCCCCAGCCAUCAAGGACUACAACAAGUACAUGGGGGGCGUGGACCUGUCCGAUGCCCUGAUUGGCUACUACACCAUCCUGAACAAGACCGAGAAGUGGUACCGGUCUUUCCUGUUCCACUUCGUAGACAUCGCCGUCGUCAACGCCUUCAUCUUGUAUAAGGAGCUGGCCACCGCGAGGAAGGAGAAGGUGAUGUCCCAGAAGACCUUUCGCGAGACCCUGGUGUUGGAGCUGAAAGCGGUCGGGUCCACCUCCAAUGCCCAUCCAAUGCCCCCCCCUCCUGCUCCCCCAGGGGCCUCACACAAACCUGUUCAUUUUUGCCUAGAUAGCCACUUGGGUCGGAGGAGGUGUGUCCACUGCGGCUUGAAGACCACCGUGAAAUGCUCCUCCUGUGACGUGUGUCUGUGCUUCGUGAUUAGCAGGGACUGUUUCAAUGCCUGGCACACCCUGAACAACUUAUAAAGACUUCUUUCUCUAUAUUUAUGUUAUUUUUAGUUAUUUAUGUAAAUAGUUUUGGUCAUUCAGCGGUGUGUGUGCAUCAGCUGUUGGGUUUCUCAACUAACUGAAGGUCGACUGCCACCUCCGUGCAUAUCACAGCACAUGCUUUGUCUUUUUUUUUUUUUAAGUAUGGUGUACAUUAUCUCAUGGUUGAAUGUGUUUUUGUGCGAUUGUGUAUGUGUUGGCUACCUGUUGGGACUUUAACGGCAUUUCGAAGUUCACGUAUGUGUGUUUUUGUAUUUUGCACAGUUCAGUUUGGCAUUUUUCUACUAUUAAUGUAUAAAAAGUUCCCUUUUUUUUGCCCUAUUUUUGAUAAAAUCUCUUGAGCUGAAUAGAAGAAAAUAUGCGUAUUGUGUGGUUAUGCUUGUGUAAUGCCGAGCCUAAAUAACUGACAUCAAAUCCAAAUACAUUGCAAGGUACCUGAGAGUGUUAGCGUUCAUUAAAGACCAAGAUCAUGUUUCUGGACAAAGAUGUUCUUAAGUUAUAACCCUUUCGAUACUCAGCAUGCAGUCGAGAGCGGCUUUUUUUUUGCAGUUCCUACAACACAACGUUCCUAUAACUUUAGUUUUUCUCGUGUUCCAACUGGACCAAUUUGGGGAUAAUUAAGAUUAGAUUAGAUAAUACUUGAUUCAUCCCACAGUGGGGAAAUUCCCUUGUCACAGCAGCAGUUUCCUACAGUAAAAAAGCAAAACACACCAACAAGCAAACAAUGUACCAAAAGCAUUGAAUGCAUGUAAAGUGGCGUUACAUAAAAGGUAUUUUAAAGUAAAGUGAGGUGGCCAUAGUACAAAAUAUUGCAGUGUAAGUAAGUAAUGUUAAAAUUAAAUUGAAUAUGUAAAUAAUAUAGCAAUAGUAAGUAACC